This is a messenger RNA of Cannabis sativa, 1713 nucleotides long. Its product is annotated as embryogenesis-like protein. The record is from RefSeq and is a predicted model, not a curated record. The transcript has 2 exons. Lineage: Eukaryota; Viridiplantae; Streptophyta; Magnoliopsida; Rosales; Cannabaceae. Bases 54 to 596 code for a protein of 180 amino acids.
UCUUCUUCUUCUUCCUGUUUUGUUCUCUGUAAAUUGGUCUGAGAAAAAAAAAGAUGGCUACGAAAAUGCAUAGGAUUUCACAGAUUUCAGUCCGUAAAUGGAUUUUCGAACACCCUCUUAAUCAAAUAUCAAAACCCACUUCUUCAUUUUCCAUCAACUCGUUCACAACCGACUCACCACAACGCGCCACAGACCCAUCGAAGCCCGGCCGUACACCCACCUCUUUAAUCUCAAACAUCCACCGUUUCCUCCAUUCCAUUCUCUCAAACGGCUCGACCCAGCUCUCAACUCGGCAGAAUCUGAGAAAUUACAGUGGUGGGUCGGGUGGUGGUGAGUUGGACCAGAACAAAGAGGUGGACUUGAUAAAUCUCAAGUUUGCAGAAGCAAGGGAUGAGAUUGAAAUGGCUAUGGAAUCCAAAGAGACUGUUUAUUUCAAUGAAGAGGCCGAGUGUGCUCGCGCGGCAGUUAAGGAAGUUUUGGACUUGUUUGAAGGGCUUUUGGCAAAAGUUACAGAGAGUGAGAAAGCAGCAUUGAGGAGAUCAAUGGGACUUAAGAUUGAGCAGUUGAAAGCUGAGCUUCUUCAGCUUGAUGAGUAAUGAGGAUGAGACAUCAAAACUUCUAAGUUUUCUGAAUAACAUGGUGAAGUGGCAAGCAUAUGAAGCAAUGGAGUAUUUCCUUCAUUAUCUUUUCUAUUUAAAAGGUAAUUAUUGAGUAGUGAAGAAUGAUCUAAUAUGAGUUUUAAUGUGGAAGGAGAUUGUCUCCUCACAGCAUAGUGUAGCAAAUUUUUGCCUUUCUCAUCAACAACUUCAUAGCUAUCUGGACACUUCGAAAGAAUUUCCUUCACUAAUUCAUAACCUCCAAACCUGUUGGAAGCUGCAAUUUGAAGAGUUGUGGUGCCAUUUUUAUCUUUGAAGUAGGCACUGCUUUCAUCAUUUUCUAACAACAUCUUCACAAUCUCCAAAUUAUUAUCCGAGUAACUCGAAGUGGGCAUCACAGCAUAAUGCAGAGGAAUGAAACCAUCCUUAUCUGCUUGUUUGGUCAGAUCUAAUAUGUUCUCCUAAAUCUUUCUUGUUAGGCCUGAACAUUUUGUUUUUUUUUUUAAAAAAAUACUUAGUAUGUAAUUAUAAAUCUGUUUGGUAAAAGAAAGGAAAUCAACUUAUUAGUUAUUACCUGUAUUUUCAGUUAAAAUUGCAGCAUGGAGAACAUUUCUGCCAUUAGGGCCAGUAGAGGCUGGUGUGGAACAAUUGUUUAGUAUUUCAUCAACCAAAUCUAAGUACUCCGCCUCUACAACCAUGUAAAGCGGAGUUUCUUCCGCUCCAUUAGCCAAAUGUGUGAAAUAAGGGUCUUGUUUAGUCAAAAUCCUUACAACCUUAAGAUGGUUGAAACGCACAGCCUCGUGCAACGCAGUGUCCAAUUCCUUGUUGCUCAGUCUCAUCAUGUGUUGGGCAACAUCACUACUAUCCACCCCACCAAGGAUGGCCUUCUCAAGAUCAGAUUGUUCAAGUAGUUUAGCUCGAUUAAUAAGAAACUCAACAAUAAGAUCAUGUCCGUACCUUGCUGCCAAGUGUAAGGGAGACUCUCCUCUUGCAUUGGUUUGUAAUAACAGUUGUGGACAAAUCUAAGUAUCCAUUCCAAGAAAGUUGUUGUAUUAUGACUACUUGUUUUUGUAGCAGUGAUAUUGACAUGGAUAACUGUGUUCUUUUCUGUGGUCAA